Molecule: messenger RNA, 4040 nt
Organism: Syngnathus typhle (broad-nosed pipefish)
Lineage: Eukaryota; Metazoa; Chordata; Actinopteri; Syngnathiformes; Syngnathidae
Product: FERM domain-containing protein 5-like
Exons: 14
Coding region: 14-1711 (565 amino acids)
Cellular component (GO): cytoskeleton
Molecular function (GO): cytoskeletal protein binding
Source: RefSeq, a predicted model, not a curated record
GACCGCUGGGAAGAUGCUGAGCAGACUGAUGAGUAGCAGCAUCCGGAGUCUGGACCGGGAGUGCAACUGCACCGUGCGGCUGCUGGACGACUCCGAGUACACCUGCACCAUUCAGCGGGAUGCAAAGGGGCAGUACCUGUUUGACCUCAUCUGCCACCACCUCAACCUGCUGGAGAAAGACUACUUCGGCAUCAGAUAUGUGGACCCCGACAAGCAGAGGCACUGGUUGGAGUUUUCAAAGUCCAUUACCAAACAAAUGAAAUCUCAGCCUCCUUUCACUAUGUGCUUGCGUGUCAAGUUCUACCCGCCUGACCCCGCCGCCCUUCGGGAGGAAAUCACCAGAUAUCUCGUCUUCCUGCAGGUGAAGAGGGACCUCUACCAUGGCCGCCUGCUGUGCAAGACCUCGGACGCCGCUCUUUUGGCUGCCUAUAUCUUACAAGCUGAAAUCGGUGACUAUGACCCUGGAAAACAUCCGGAAGGUUACAGCUCCAAGUUUCAAUUCUUCCCCAAACACUCUGAGAAGUUAGAAAGGCGGAUUGCCGACAUCCACAAGACAGAGCUGAUAGGUCAAAGUCCUGAAACGUCAGAGCUCAACUUCCUCCAAAAGGCUCAGAUGUUGGAGACCUAUGGCGUGGACCCGCAUCCAUGCAAGGAUGUAUCUGGGAAUCCAGCAUUCCUGGCCUUCACUCCCUUUGGAUUCACUGUUCUGCAAGGGAACAGGAGGAUUCAUAUCCUUACCUGGGAUGAGGUGACCAAGCUGAAGUUUGAAGCCAAGACAUUCCAUAUUUAUGCAAAUCAAACCGAGGAUCAGAAGAUCAUACUGACUUACUUUGCGCCCACACCUGAAGCUUGUAAGCACCUAUGGAAGUGUGGCGUGGAGAAUCAAGCCUUCUACAAGUUAGAGAAGUCCAGUCAAGUGCGCACAGUGUCCAGUAGCAAUCUCUUCUUCAAGGGUAGUCGAUUUAGAUACAGUGGAAAAGUUGCAAAGGAGGUGAUGGAACAAAGUGCCAAAAUUAAAAGGGACCCGCCUGAAAUCCACAGGGCGGGCAUGGUGCCAAGCAGGAGUUGUCCAUCCAUCACGCACGGCCCACGUUUGACGAGCGUGCCCAGGACACGACGGAGAGCGGUCCACAUCUCCAUCAUGGAGGGUUUGGAGUCCCUCCGUGACAGCGCACAUUCCACGCCGGUGCGUUCCCUCUCCCACGGUGACUCCUUCCUGCCCUCCCACCGCCACACGGUGGACGGCCGAGAGGCGAGCGCAUCGGCGGUCAUCUCCGACGAGACCUACAGCCCCUCGGACAGCGUCCUGCCUACACCCGUGGGCGAACGCGGGAUGGAAAUGCACCUUAACGGCACCACCUACAGCGCCGACGAGAAAGACGACGGCUCAUCGCAAGGAGCGACGGACAAAAGAGCCGGGAGAAAAGCUCCGCGGGUGCUUAAAAGCCGACCGUCCCCCCCUAGUGAUGUGGAGGAGCUGCACAAGUUCAUCCUGAGUGUUCUGCGCCUUUUCCUGGUGACCAUCGGACUGCUCUUCGCUCUUCUGUUGCUCCUCAUCAUGCUGACAGAGUCUGACCUGGAUAUCGCCUUCCUGAGAGACAUUCGCACGACGCCUGAAUUCCAGCAGUUUCACUUUGAGUACUUUUGCCCGUUGAGGCGCUGGUUCGCCUGUAAGCUCAGAUGGAUGGGAGGGCUCCUCAUCAGCAAGUAAAAGGAGAUGAAGAAGAUGGCCCAGCUAUCCCCAUGUCACAAGCCACGGAUUGUCCAAUGUUUUCUUUUCAUCUGCUACUAUGGCAGGGAUCACUUUUAUUUUACUUCACAACGUCCAUUUUAAUUAGUUCGAAAUCUAAUUCAUGAAUGAGAUUAUAGUAUAGUGACCAUCCAAUUCAAAUGCUAUUUGGAAAUUAGUUUUUUUGAAGAUAUAAUGAUCAAUUUGGAUUGAGACUUUCAAGGACCUAACAAUUAAGUAGGGGGUCACAAUUGAUGCCUUUCUUUAGGCGCUGUUGUGGGGGUCGGGGUUAACACAACAUAAACUUAGUAAUAAAGGGAUGCCUCUCUGACUGUGUCAAUCGAAACGGAACAUUAUUGUCCAUAAUUUUAGUCGUAGCUCUUAUACUGGAGAUUGUCAGGAUAGGUAACAGCUAUAAGACAAUGUUGCGGAAGGCAAUCGAAGUGAUGCUGUGUUCUCAUUUCAAGCAAACAUUGAGGGUGAGAGAAAGUGUGAGGUGAAGAAGAGUAAUUUGUUUAUGGUAAUUAUAUGAUCAUUUUUGGUGUAGCAGGAAGGAUUUUUUUUUUUGUGCCACAGUGAAAUACAUAAUUUAAUUUUAUUUGAGGUACUAAAAACCUUCCAUGUGUUGAAAAGGGAUUCGGGAUGUCAUAAUAAUAAAUGUAGCACUACUGUUGAAGUGAUUUUUGGCUGCUCUGAAUAUUAGUCUUUUUUGUGCACUUCUUGCCAUUCGCUUUUAUCAUCCAAAGAGUUUUGAUGAAAGUUUUAGCUCAAACUAGCAGCCAAAUAAUGCUCAUGAAUACAGUACAAUGUACUGUACAAAGCUAGUCAAGUGUUUGACUUGUCAACUUGCAAUAGUACUACUCAGCCAUGUAAUGUAAUGUGCACAAGUGAGUAGAAGAGCAGCCUUUUCUUUAUUACCGUUUUUUUCCAUGUAUAAUACGCAAAAUUUAACUAAUUUAUUGUUCUAAAAUCUGGGCUCCGCAUUAUACAUGGGUACCAUUUAUUUAUUUAUUUUAACUCCGGAUAUGAUACUAUAUGAUGAUAAUAAUUUUACGUUUACGGACUUAAGUAGGAGUCCAAAUUUGGGUGCGUAUUAUACAUGGGUACAGGCUUUUUUCCAGCAUCAACAUGCCAUUUUUAGGGUGCGUAUUAUACAUGGGGGCGCAUUAUACAUGGAAAAAAACGGUAGUUAAAAGUUUCUUUUUUUUUUCAUUAUUACGCUGUAGAGACUCUGAAUGGAUUCGCAAUAGAGCCUCAGAUAAGUCUUGUUUGAUGUAAUGCUACUUUUAUCACCACACCAAAGAAAUGUUGUUCAUUGUUGCUUUAGCCUUAGCCUGCAGUGUCUUUGACUGGAUAAAAAAAAAAGGUACUUACAUUUGUAACAACUGUCUUUCGCUCCUCAGAUUAAGCGAGUGUGAAAACAUCAUCAAUUGUGUCAUGAAUGCAACGAUCGGAAUGGAAAAUACAAUGAGACACCUCACAUGUUUCUUUGUUCAUCGUAAACUUUCAGUGUUUCUGUUCCCACAUCGCAAGGUUUACUUGUAUGUGUUUGGUGUAGAAAGUCUUCCCAGAGCAACUGUAUUCAGCACUUAGAAUGAACUGGCCAGGUGUCCCAUUACUUUUGUCCUGUCAGGGGUCAGCGAUGAUGUCAUAAGUGAUCAUUUGCACCAAGAGUAGAAAUGCUCAUACAUAAACGAAUUGAAGUCAGCAAAUAUGAACUCCUAAUGUAUUCAGUGAUAUGUUGUCAAGUUCAGUCUGAAUAUGAUUUUGCGGUAUCCACAAAAAAAUUGAGCGCUACAAAAUUGAGGGAAACAAACGCACAACCAUGCACAUUUGGUUUCCAUUUUUGCUUCAUUAUUUCAAUGUAAAGAGCAAUAGUGUGAGUUUUGAAGCCUAAUCAUCAGAUUUGAGUUUUUUUGCAGUUACUGGAUGAUUCUCAGAAGGCCGGUGGAUGCAUGUGUGAAGGAUCUGUUUCUGUAGUGUUAUUCAAAUUCAUUUGUGCUUAUUGCCCCUUCGUGGACUUACUUUGCAAGUUUUGAAGCAGACAUACCCAUGGAUGUCGGUAGCAAAUCAAAUCCAGGACUUCUUUCUUGAAUGCAGAUCGCUGUUCAUCAUAUCACUGUGGAGAGCAGAUAGUAUGAUUGAUGGUAUGAUCUUACCGCACGUGCGUCUUCCGAUCCAUCGUGGCUCUGCACAUUGGACAGUGUCUGUAAGCAUGUCUUCUACAUUUAUUGCCUCCUGACCAGACAGAUUGAGUCAACUGAAGACUGCUGUGCUCUGUUUAUGAAUAAAUAUAUAUUCUUGACAUGUG